Messenger RNA from Triplophysa dalaica, 5490 nucleotides. RefSeq names its product macrophage stimulating 1 receptor b (gene mst1rb). Gene Ontology annotation, molecular function: ATP binding; protein binding; transmembrane receptor protein tyrosine kinase activity. The transcript has 22 exons. Gene Ontology annotation, cellular component: membrane; signaling receptor complex. The coding region runs from base 279 to 4403 and encodes 1374 amino acids. Lineage: Eukaryota; Metazoa; Chordata; Actinopteri; Cypriniformes; Nemacheilidae. The record is from RefSeq and is a predicted model, not a curated record. Gene Ontology annotation, biological process: nervous system development; protein phosphorylation; phagocytosis.
CACAUCCGGCGAGUGCAGAAUUUGCCUCAAACGAAUCAACCGCACAUCCAACAACCCGAGACUUUCUGAUCAUAUAUUCUUCACUGUUGUCGUAAUUUUAUCGUUUUUAUAAACAAAAAGUUGGAGAUGCAGUGAUAUCUACAGCCUAAGAUUAAUAAUUCACGAGUUUAUCAUCAGCAAAACAGGCACUUUCAUCCACUUCACGGGAUGUCUUCAUCAAUAGACAUGCUUUGGAGGUAACCACAACACACUCCUCAUAGUUUCACCCUUGAGUGGACAUGGUCCAUUGGGCCACUCAUCUGGUGACAUGUGUCUGGAUACAGGCUUUAAUGUCCUCUGCAUUAGACACGUGUCCCCCAACAACCCCCACUGCUGUGGACUUUUCGGUACCGUACCCCAUGCCCUACUUCCAGACCCGAAAACCCAUCCAGAACAUAGUGACCAAUUCCCUCUUCCAAGAGGUGUACGUUGCCUCAGAGAACAUCAUUGAGGCGGUAAACGGCACUCUGGGUAAGCUGUGGGCUCUCCGUACGGGGCCUGUGGGAAGCCCAGAGUGCCAGAUAUGCAAUUUAUGUGAUAUUGAACGAGAUCCCUUACACGAGAACACAGACAGUGAGGUGUUGUUACUCGACACGUUUCUUAUGUACUUGUACUCAUGUGGAAGUUCUCAGUAUGGCGUUUGCUUCUUCCACCAACUCCGUGAGAAUGGACAGCUUCCAGGGCCCUCCAAGUGUUUAUUCAGGAGGGAGUUUAACUCCCCGGAUUUCUGCCCAGAUUGUAUCGCAAGUCCUCUGGGCACAAAGGUCUCCAUGGUAGAAGAAGGCCAAACGGUGUACUUCUUCGUCGCGGCGACAGUGAAUGACAGCGUGACUCAGAGAUACGGUCGCAUGUCCAUUUCUGUACGUCGCCCGUUGGCGACCGAGGACGGUUUCUACACCGAUGUCAGAGGGUUGACGGUGUUGCCCGGUCUAAGGCAGACGUACAACAUUGCCUACGUCUACAGCUUCUACACACAAGACUUUGUUUAUUUUCUCUCCGUACAACGUGAAAAAACCGACCUGGAGUUUUCGCCCUACCAAACGAGACUGGGCCGCCUCCCACGGCACGAAUGGGAGAUGCGUCGAUACCGGGAGAUCGUUUUAGAGUGUCGCUUUGAACCCAAACGCAGGAAGAGAAGCAACGACAGCAAGCCUUUUAAAGACGUGGUCUACAACGUGGUCCAAGCUGCCCACUUCGGCAAGGCCGGGCGAGAGCUGUCUGAUGAGUUGGGUGCUGAGGAAGAGGAUGAUAUUCUGUAUGGUGUGUUUGCCGUGACCGAUGACUCCGGAGUUCCAGAACACGAUUCGGCACUUUGUGCUUUUCCGAUGGAUAGCGUGAACACGGCGAUAGAUGAUGGAGUGGAGGAUUGUUGUAAGUCUGGGCCGGAGCAGCUUUCCAGAGGUCUCUGCCACUUUCAGCCGUGUGAAAGCUGUCCUCACGAGAGUAUGGAGCACAAUCUGACCUGCAGGGAUCAGCCCACCCUUGUUUCUCAACCGUACUACAGAGUCGAUCUCUUCAACAGAGAGAUGAUAGGCAUUCUGCUCACCUCACUGCUGGUCACCAGCAUCGAGAACAAGACUGUGGCUCAUAUCGGCACAUCAGAUGGGAGAUUACUGCAGCUUGUCUUGAGAAGGACCAGCCCCGUCAUCUUUGCCAAUUACACUCUUGUGGAGAACCAGAAGGUGUCAUCCACCGCAGCGGUUCUCUCUCCUGAACAUCUGCUGUUUGUAGUUGGAGAUAAGAUGAUUCAGGUCCCUCAGAGAGGACCAGGCUGUCGUCACUUCCUGACGUGUGCCAUGUGUCUGACUGCGCCAAAGUUCAUGGGGUGCGGCUGGUGUGGCGAUCAGUGUACUUGGGUGUCUGAGUGCCAGACACACUGGGGAAAUGACUCAUGUCCACCAGGCAUCACAGAGUUUUUCCCUAAGACAGCGCCCCCUGAUGGUCAGAGUGAGCUGACUUUGUGCGGGUGGGAGUUUCAGUCACCCAUGAGACCUGUCAUCACAACCAGAACCCAUGAUGUAAAACUGGGCGAGACGGCAUGUGCGGUCCAGUCUCACAAGAGCAACAGCACCCACUUAGUUUGUAAGAUCCGUUCUGGGGUGUCAGAGAUGCUUUUUAAACCCCUGAACGUCACAGCGAGAGUGCAUGAAGGUCGAGUGGAAGGGCGGUACUCUAUUGAAGGAAGCGCAGAGAUGCCUGGAUUCACCUUUGUGGUUCCGAACAUCACCGAGGUUCAGCCUGACUAUGGGCCUGUGAAUGGAGGAACCCUCAUCACCAUCACAGGACCUUACCUGGCAUCUGGAAAGAACAGGAAAGUUACUCUCGAUGGGGAAACAUGUCCAAUCCAAAGUGUAUCUGUGAUCAGAGGUAAUCUGUCCUCCAUCGUGUGCCUUUCUCGACCUGUAAGGGAGGUAAAAGAUGUGGUGCUCCGCAUCUACAUCGAUAAGUCUCGUGUCAUGACCACUAAAGUCUUCCGAUACAAGAAGACGCCUGAGAUUCUCUCGGUUCUGCCUGACUGCAGCUUUGACAGUGGGUCUAGAAUCAUCAUUAAAGGCCAAAAUCUGGACUCGGUCUACAGAACUGUCAUUCAUUUUAAACCCAAAGAAUCUCACCUCAAACCUGUUUCAACUGAGUGCAGAGGUAAAGCCAUGCCCACACGUAUGGAAUGUAUCACCCCCGUUUUCCAUCGUGACGAGACCGAGGAGGGGGAGCUGUUAUUUGACAUGGACGGGGUGCUCGGUCUGUGGAAACAAGACUUCUCCUACCACCCAUACGGCCGGCCAAUCCCGUUUGAGACGGAGGGUCACAUUCUGAAACUGUACCCUGGCUUUGAUGAAGUGUCCUUACAUCAUCAGAAACUGAACCUGGUGAGUUCCUGCAUGUCCAUCACCAUGACGGUUGGAGAUGUUGACUGUGGUGCUAAAGUUCUGGACAAUGAGAUCACCUGCAGGAUCCCUAAUAACCUCACCAUCCCAAGUGAGGGCUUACCUGUGAAGGUGACAGUUAAUGGAUUCACCCACAAUGUUGGCACUGUGAUUUUGGUCAGUAAUCACUACAUGGUUGGUAUUGUGCUUGGCAUACUGGCAGCUCUGGUGACUGGUGCAGUGCUGGCUUUUAUUGUUCUGAAACAUCUGAGGAAGCAGAAGAAAGCUCCCCUGGCAGAGAAUCGUCUGUCUUAUUUUGCGCACAGUCGCUCGCGUGAUAAUAGCAUGGAUUUGUGUCCUUUGGGAGACUACAGACGCGAACUUCCUCUAACAACCAUCACUGCACUCAGCGGGGCCGUGGCGUUUCCCGGCCUGGCUUACACAGGCACGCUGGACACGACCUUGACCCCUCUCAUGCCCCCGGAGAAGAUCUGCAUCACCAGCUUCCGUCCCAAGCUCCUGGAGGAGGUGAAGGAUGUGCUGAUCCCAGCCUCCAUGCUUAAGGUCCAUCACCACCAAAUCAUUGGAAAGGGCCACUUUGGCACAGUUUAUCAUGGUUACUUCACUGACCACAACAACAGAGAAAUCCACUGUGCUGUCAAGUCUCUUAACAGAAUAACAGAUGUGGAAGAGGUCGAGCAGUUUUUGAAAGAGGGGAUUCUGAUGAAGGGUUUUCAUCACAGUAAUGUUCUCUCUCUGUUGGGUAUCCUGCUUCCUGAGGAGGGUCUCCCCCUGGUGGUCUUACCCUACAUGAAACACGGAGACCUGCGGCAUUUUAUUCGCUGUGAGAAUAGGAAUCCUACAGUAAAGGAUUUAAUAGGCUUCGGACUCCAGGUUGCUAAAGGAAUGGAGUACCUGGCACAAAAGAAGUUUGUACACAGAGAUCUGGCAGCACGCAACUGCAUGCUUGAUGAAUCGUACACCGUGAAAGUGGCAGAUUUCGGUAUGGCACGAGAUGUGCUCGAGAAGGAGUACUAUAGCGUCCAGGAUCACAGGAAAGCUAAAUUGCCCGUCAAAUGGAUGGCCAUUGAGAGCCUGCAAACGCAGAAGUUCACCUCCAAGUCAGAUGUGUGGUCAUUUGGGGUUCUGAUGUGGGAGAUGCUCACAAGAGGGGCCAGCCCUUAUCCUGAAGUUGACCCUUAUGAUGUCACGCAUUAUCUCUUAAAGGGACGACGGCUGCCUCAGCCACAAUAUUGUCCAGAUUCCUUGUACACCAUUAUGUUACAGUGUUGGGACCCAGACCCUGAGAAGAGACCCACCUUCUCCACACUAGUGUCAGCUGUGAUGAAUAUUCUGUCAAGCUUGGAGGGUGAACACUAUAUAAGUCUGAAGGUAACGUAUGUUAACCUGGACCAGCCACGUCCCUACCCCGCCCUAACAGACUCUGCUGAUGAAUAUGAUUCGUCAGGCGCCGAUGAUGCAGGCUCAGUCUCUAGCUGAUUAGCAACAUUAUUUUAUCUGAUCUCUUUAUUUACUACUUGACUUGGUUAAUGCCCAAAACGGCAUUUCUAAUGUGGUAACUGGACAUUAAUAGACAUCAUGUGACAAUAAUGCUUUACUUUACAGUUAUCAUGGCUAAAGAAUUGUGGCUCUUUAGACAAAACUUUAAACAGGUGCUGGAUUAUUUACGAUAUUAUCAUAUGUGUAGGUGUUUUAAUAUCACAGUUAUUGCCAAUACCGUAAUAUUGUGACCGCCCUAUUUCCUCCUAUUGUUUAAAAUGCAUAUACAUUUUCCACAUACUAUAUUUGGUUUUGAGUUAUCUCAUUUUGGAACCAAACUCUUCAUUUAUAGGAGGUAGUAUAUACAGUAUAGUACGCCACACUAUGUACUUGCUGUGCACUUAUUCAUUCUGUUUUUUUCCAUUUUUCAUUCCAAAUAUUAUUCGUCAGAAUGUCACACAACCCGUGUGGACACUAUCAGAGUAUAUAGAUCAAAAAAGAUGUUGUAUAAAAGACAUUAGAUAAAUGUUAUUAAUCUGGCCAAACACAGCUGGUGAAACCCAAAUACUGUUUCAUCUCUUAAUAUCUCUUCAUAGCCGGGCUCUUAGUCACUGUCUGGUGUUGUACUUGUAAUAUUUUCUACUGCUUUUAGUGAAGUUUUUGAAGUUUUGACUCCGUUAAGUAAAAAAAAAAGAGACAUAUGUAUUACUGAAAUGAAGGUAACAGUAUUUAUGCAUUUAUUUAAAGCACUGUCUGUUUUAGGAUAUACUUGAGUAGUAGAGGAUUUAUAUAUAAUUUAUGAAACAAUUCUUUUUUUUUAAUACAAUUUUCUGUAAUUAUAUAAAUCUUGUUCUGCACCGCUGCUUUGUGAAGGUACAUCGUAAUCAUUGACCCUUUACUUGGUAUAUGGUUUGUUAUUACAUGAGUUGUUUGUACAGACAAAGAAAUGUUAAAGAUUGAAUUCACAAAGUCAAAGAUUAGUAAUAUUUUAGAAGGUGUUGAACUGAAUGUAUCAUUGACAGGUUAUUGUGAUUCAAUAAUGGGAACUGUAGAAAUGACUGUUUGUGACGCACAUCACUGAAUAAAA